Messenger RNA from Arabidopsis lyrata subsp. lyrata, 962 nucleotides. Its product is annotated as cysteine-rich receptor-like protein kinase 26. The record is from RefSeq and is a predicted model, not a curated record. Gene Ontology annotation, molecular function: ATP binding; protein kinase activity. The transcript is spliced from 4 exons. Bases 182 to 913 code for a protein of 243 amino acids. Gene Ontology annotation, biological process: protein phosphorylation. NCBI's taxonomy places the organism in Eukaryota, Viridiplantae, Streptophyta, Magnoliopsida, Brassicales, Brassicaceae.
UUGGCAAAAUGGGGCCAAUCGGGCUUUAUUGGUUCGGGUGGAUUUUGUCCGAUUGACAUUCCUCACUUGAUAACAACAAUAUGUCCUGCAGGGUAUACUUAAUGGAAAAGAAGUAGCAGUGAAAAGGUUGUCCGAAAAUACCAAACAAGGCGAAAUUCAGUUUAAAAACGAGGUUUUGUCAAUGGCAAACCUUUCACAUCGUAAUCUUGUCCGACUUGUGGGCUUCUCAGCCGAGAACAAUGAAAGGGCUCUCAUCUAUGAAUUUCUACCCAACAAAAGUCUUGACAACUUCAUCUUCGAUAAGGCGUUGGGAUGGGCAACACGCUACGGAAUCAUAGUAGGUGUCGCUCGUGGAAUUCUUUACCUUCAUCAAGAUUCCCAUGCGCGGAUAAUUCACCGGGAUCUUAAACCAGGUAAUGUAUUGCUAGACAAGGACAUGACACCAAAAAUCGCUGAUUUUGGUUUGGCUAAAUUGUUCGAUGAGAGCCAAAUAAGCCAACGGUUUACGGAAAACAUCAUGGGGACCGAAGGCUAUAUAGCUCCAGAGUUUCGAAACGAAGGGCGGAUCUCGUUUAAGACAGAUGUUUACAGUUUCGGUGUGUUGGUUCUUGAGAUCUUGAGUGGUAAGAGUAUUUGGAAUUCGAAAAUGGGGGAGAAUGGGGAGGAUCUUAUAACCUAUGCAAAGAGGAUGUACAAGAAGAAACCACUGAAACCAGAGGACUCGAACUUAGAUAAACGUGAUAAGGAAGAUAUAUUGACUUGCAUUAGCAUUGGUCUGGGAUGCGUUGAAUAUAAUCCUUCAGACAGACCAGAAAUGAGGAAUGUUGUUCAGAUGCUAGAAAAAACCAAUCGUUCUCAAGCAGCAUCAGAGCAGAGAACUACAAAAGGAAGAAAGUCAAGAGUAAAUGUUUAAGUGUGAUUGAAUUAGAAAGUUUGCUUUUUUUGUGUGUGUGUGUGUGUGU